Molecule: messenger RNA, 1834 nt
Organism: Pararge aegeria (speckled wood butterfly)
Lineage: Eukaryota; Metazoa; Arthropoda; Insecta; Lepidoptera; Nymphalidae
Product: outer dynein arm-docking complex subunit 4-like
Exons: 1
Coding region: 47-1834 (595 amino acids)
Molecular function (GO): protein binding
Source: RefSeq, a predicted model, not a curated record
AUGUUGUUUUGGUAUAUACCAUAAUUUACACAUUAUAUACUGCACAAUGGAGGAAAAACAACUUUAUGGUGCUUUAACAGUUUAUCGAGAGAGAGGUGCGCAUUUGAGACGCCUCGAACAGUUCGAAAAAGCUAAGGCAGCUUACGAUGAAGCCUAUAACAAUGUUCCUGACGACGUCCGCCUGCUUACUGGCCGAAGUCAGGUAUGUGCUGAUUCGGUGCAACCUGUUCAAGCAUAUUCAGACGCAGAGCUUGCACUCAAAUUGGAGCCUGGCAACAUGAACGCCCGGAAUAUGCAAGCUCGGGCGUUGUACACUAUGUCAGACUUUGAACGCUCGGUUGUGAUGAAUUAUAGAGGUGCAAGAUAUCGAAGACAGCCACCUUAUUUCAUGGAAGGAAUUAAUCAGGGCGUUGAAACAAUUCAAGACUGCAUAGGUGUUAACGCAGGUAGCGUUAUGUUAGAUUUCUUACCGCUAAUUAAACACAUGGAGGCAAAGGCAGGUCGCGUAGAUGAGGAUGAACCACAGAAACAAUUACACGUUUCUCGCAUUCCAAAGCCGGAACGAAAGCGAAAACUUACUCAAAUGGAAGCACGAAAACAUUUAACCCUAGCUCGUGUACUAGCUAUGAAGUAUUUAGGACCAAUGGCGUAUGAUAAAUUUUUCCUCCAGCAUCUAACUUCAGAUGAACGUCUGAAAUCUGCAAAUUCAGCGGGAAGUGUGAAGUUAAAAGCGCUCGUUAAAGAAGCUUUACGGUCACUAACCGAGAGACAAGAAAUGUUACGAGCGCAACGUCCGUAUUACACAACACAAUUAGCUGAAAAGGCAGAAUCAAAACAUCAAGACAAAUAUAAAGAGGCUAUAUUGGUAAAAGAACGAGAAAUAGGAGCUAGAACAGCUGAAAGACUUUUGAAACAAAUAGAAAAGAGCAUGCGUGAAAAUCGUGUUAUGGAUUUGAUUGCACAAGCAGAGCGCAUGCAAAUGUUCUUAGAUAUCAAAACUCGACGUACACUACCUGAUAAAGAGGUUUACACUGAUCGAUUGUACCGUGCUGUAGGAGAAGGUUAUUUAUCCCAACAUCGCUUGUCGUAUACCCUCAGUGAACGGGGGAAUAGACGUCGUAUCGCUUUUCUUAUGGGAUUACCAGUUGGUAGACCAACCUCAUUUGAUUCAGUCAUGGCCAGUUAUCCCUAUAAAUUUAUUGAUAUAAAACAAGCUACUGCAAAGGUUAUUGCUACUCUAGAAAUGUGUGAAAAUUCGCUUAUGAAGUGCUGGUUAAUGUACGAACUAGCACGUUUAUUGUGUUCUCAAAAGAAUUAUGCACUCGCUAAAUUCUAUGCGAAACGGUGCCAAAAAGAAGCUCAAGAGGCAAGUAGCGUCACCUGGUGGCUUAAUGGUUGUUUUGUGUUAAUGAGCGGUGAUAUGCAGCAAGGUAAUUCGAAUGAAGUGCGAAUCCAAGUUGAGGAAGCGUAUGAAUUUUCUAAGAAGUUGCAGGAUCCCGAACGCGUGCAAGCAUUCCUAGCGAAAUGUGCAGAAAUGGCAGCCGAAACCGUUACUGCUGAUGAGAGGAAAGCAAUUGUACAGCGUGAGAAGCAAAUUUUAGGUGUAAUGGACGAAGUUCAGGGCGUUGAAACCCAAGUAUUGUUUAAGAGAAUGUCUACCGUGCCACCUGGCAGACGUUUCUCAGUUCUACCACGUAAACCUGAAGCUGGAUCAUCACCUGCGGAACGUAAACGACGGUGCCAGCGAGGGCUAUCUGUAAUACCAGGCCCAGAACGAGCAUUACCACCUCCUCCAAAAUCAGGUACAUUGGGUUUUCAGAUAUUCGACUUAUAG